Messenger RNA from Polistes canadensis, 2569 nucleotides. It is a transcript of the gene Err, whose product is annotated as steroid hormone receptor ERR1. Gene Ontology annotation, biological process: regulation of DNA-templated transcription. The transcript has 10 exons. Lineage: Eukaryota; Metazoa; Arthropoda; Insecta; Hymenoptera; Vespidae. Gene Ontology annotation, molecular function: DNA-binding transcription factor activity; zinc ion binding; sequence-specific DNA binding. The record is from RefSeq and is a predicted model, not a curated record. Bases 288 to 1715 code for a protein of 475 amino acids.
GCUUCUACUGAGCCGUGGAAUCGGCCAUUACUUCAAUAUUUCUCCCGCGAACAAAUACCUUCAAUCAACGAUGAGGAAACAAAAGAGUCUGCAAAAAUUGGGAUCGAAUGAAAUGGGACACUCGGUAUAUGAUCACGGUGGAGGUCCCGAAAGAAAGAGAGAGAGAGAGGAAAUAGUGAAGGAAAAAUUAGCGAGUCCUACGCUGGUGGGCUGUUUUGGGCGGACGACGGCUGUGCACAAAAACGGCGGCAGUCAAGUUCAAGGCCACCACCCCCUCCAGCAGGUCCAUGGCCGCCACCGACUACCCCCACCACCGACCACCACGUAUCCUCACGGUCUAUGUUUGUAUGAUGUCUGGCAAUACUACUGAAGGUAUGAUAUGCUACAACAGAACCAUGCCAAACAUUAAACAAGAAGUCGACAACCCCGCGACGCCUACGCAAAACUAUCAAGUUUGUUCACCGACCACUACGCUGCAAAAUCAGGAGGUAAUUUGCACAAAAAUGGACGUGCCGCCUGAUUAUGGCGGCGGUGGUGGUGGUGGUAGCACUGGUAACGGAAAUGGUGGGGGUGGUAGCGGAAGUCCAGGUAGCCCAGAGAUGCAUCACUGUUCUUCGACGACUCAACCUUUAGGAACUCCUGAGGAAGGCAUUAAAGAGGAAGACAUGAUGCCGAGGAGACUGUGUCUUGUUUGUGGAGACAUAGCAAGUGGAUUCCAUUACGGUGUUGCAUCUUGUGAGGCGUGCAAAGCUUUCUUUAAAAGGACCAUACAAGCGAGUAACUUUACAGGAAACAUUGAAUAUACUUGCCCGGCAAACGGAGAGUGUGAGAUAAAUAAACGUAGAAGAAAAGCUUGUCAAGCGUGCAGAUUUCAAAAGUGUCUUCGUCAGGGAAUGUUAAAGGAGGGUGUUAGAUUGGAUCGGGUUAGAGGUGGCAGGCAAAAAUACAGAAGGUCUACAGAUCCUUACAUCCCUGUGAAAACGGCAACACUGGAAGCGAGCGUAGCAUCCGGAGGAUCUGGAGAACAAAUAAAUAACAAGAUGGUCGAAGCUCUAGCUGCGUGCGAGCCCGAUAUUUUACAAGUAUCCAAUCUUUCUCAUACAUUGGAUACAGAUCAGAGGAUAUUGGGCCAAAUGGCGGAUCUUUAUGAUCGCGAAUUAGUCGGAACUAUCGGUUGGGCUAAGCAGAUACCAGGAUUCAGCAGUUUAGCUUUAAACGAUCAAAUGCGGCUUCUACAAAGUACAUGGGCGGAAAUCCUCACUUUCAGUUUAGCAUGGAGAAGUGUGCCUAAUAAUGGCAGAUUGUGGUUCGCUCAAGAUUUCAGCUUGGAUGAACGUCAGGCACGUGAAUGCCAUUGUAUAGAAUUAUAUACGCAUUGUAUCCAGAUCGUAGAAAGGAUUCAACGAUUGGGUUUGAUCAAAGAAGAAUACUAUGUACUGAAGGCAUUGAUUCUGGCGAAUAGCGACGCGAGAUCAGACGAACCUCAAGCGCUAUAUCGCUUUCGUGACGCAAUAUUAAAUUCCCUUUCGGACUGUGUAGCAGCUGUUAGGCCAGGACAGGCAUUACGUGCUACGCAAAACAUGUUCCUAAUACUGCCCAGUCUUAGGCAGGCCGAUGGAAUUGUAAGGAAAUUUUGGUCGAGUGUUUGUAGAACGGGCAAAGUGCCGAUGAACAAGCUUUUUGUAGAGAUGUUGGAAGCUGCCUAUUAUCGAUGAAACAACUAGAACCUGGUCGAAUCUUAUCAUUUAAAGAAAAACUUUUCUUCAAAGUUAUCAUUGAUUGUCGAUUAAGAAAAUAAUUACCAUUGUGCGGAAAUAACAGAGGUGUUAAACUUGCCUUUUCGAAACUAACGAGAAUGACAGUGAGUGAUAUAAGUGAAAAAAAAGAGAACAGUGCAGUUCUGAUAUAAUAUGUUAAUAUAUAUAUGUUCUAUAUAUAUUAACAUAUUUAUAAAUGUUUUUUUUUCUUUAUAACAGACUCGCAAACAAAAUGUUUCUUUAUUUUUUAAAGGUGAAGCGUGGAGUGAUUUCGACCAGUGUUUCCCAACGAUCAUCGAACCUUGCGUAUAGUAUUGAAAUACCAUACGCUUUCUUUGUUUAAAGUAACCAAACUUUCCUUUUCAAGUACCCCUUUUACAGGUAUAGGGAAAGGAAUGUGAUUUUCAGCAUAAAAAACGCGGAAAAUAAAAUGCGAAAAGCCUACGUUUAGAAGUAUCAUUAAAUAGGAUAGUAUAUAGUCUGUUGAUCGACAGAUCGCACUACCAAAUAAAUAUGUUUUUGUUUAUACAAUUGAUCAUUAUGAUCGUGACAUCGAGUCCAAUGAUCGUACAAGUCAGAUCGAAGUUUAUUAAUUGUGGUGUUUGAUAAACUGUGGGUGUUUGAUGUUACAUAUUCGCAAUAGAGACAGUUUGCUAAUCAUCUCAUGUUUGUAUCAAUCUGGAUCCAUAUGCAUCAUUUCUGGCAGUUAGUUAAUUUAGCAAAGAAGUACGUAUAGAAAAACGUAAGUAACGUUGAUAAUUUAAAAGAAAAGAAAAGUGAAAAAAAUUACAAAAUGACAAAAAAAAAGAGAA